AUGCAGCGCCAGCUGGUGGCGUCCAAGGACCGCCCGGUCUUUCUCAUCCCCGAACCCAACGACCUGUUCAAGUUGAGCUACAACAUCAGCAACAUCUACAUCUCGUCGCUCUCCACCCAGAAGGGUCAGGCGUCGGAGCUCAACCUGGGCGCGUUCAAGAUGGUGGCCGACUUCUUGGUGGGCGCGCAGCUCAUCAACGAGGACGCCUUCAUCGGGUCCCAGUACGCGCACGAGCUGCUGCCCAAGGUGCUCGAGGUGAUCGAGAAGUACGAGGUCAAGGACGAGAAGGCCGUGGAGCUGCUGCGCGAGUGCAAGACCUUCAUCAACGGCCUCAAGAAGGAGGCACGUGCCGAGCUGGCCGUGUGUCCGCCCGGCACCUUCCACCACAUCCACUCGGCCGACUGCGUGCCCUGCCCGCCCGGCACCGCCUCCGCCCAACCCGACUCCGUGAGGUGCACCCCGUGUGGUCCGGGCUUCGCGGCUGCGGGUGCGGGCAACACGCACUGCACGGCGUGCGCGCCGGGAUCCUCGUCGGCGGCCGGCAGGGCCAAAUGCACCCCGUGCCCGCCCCAUUUCUGCUCGGGCGCUGGCGCCACCCACUGCGCCCCGUGCAACUCUUCGGACCUGUGA
Messenger RNA from Acanthamoeba castellanii str. Neff, 630 nucleotides. RefSeq lists its product as uncharacterized. Lineage: Eukaryota; Discosea; Longamoebia; Acanthamoebidae. The coding region runs from base 1 to 630 and encodes 209 amino acids. The transcript has 3 exons. The record is from RefSeq and is a predicted model, not a curated record.